Messenger RNA from Cynara cardunculus var. scolymus (artichoke), 1433 nucleotides. RefSeq names its product protein trichome birefringence-like 19. Gene Ontology annotation, molecular function: O-acetyltransferase activity. Gene Ontology annotation, cellular component: Golgi apparatus. The coding region runs from base 17 to 1300 and encodes 427 amino acids. The transcript is spliced from 2 exons. NCBI's taxonomy places the organism in Eukaryota, Viridiplantae, Streptophyta, Magnoliopsida, Asterales, Asteraceae. The record is from RefSeq and is a predicted model, not a curated record.
UUCAAGUUUUUAGCCAAUGAAGGCCAAUCCAAUUCAGCUUCCCACCACCAAUGGGAACCUCCAUAAACCACCCAUCACCACCAAACACUUCAUCCUUCCAAUCAUAACCUUAACCCUCCUAAUCACAAUCCAUCUCUACCUUGGUAACUUUUCCGGCCUCAGGUUGAUUGGUCCAGCCACACCGGCGGCCGAAGAAGAUAUCAAGUGUAACGUGUUUCAAGGGAGUUGGGUGUUUGAUGAUAAGAAGGAAACGUAUUAUACAAAUGACACGAAAUGUGUUAUUGAUGAUCGACAAAAUUGUAUGAAGUAUGGAAGACCAGAUACCGAUUUCAUGAAGUGGAGAUGGAAGCCUAAUGACUGUGAGUUACCUGAAUUUGAUGCGGUCGAGUUCUUGGAGGUUGUCAGAGGGAAAAGCUUGGCCUUUGUCGGAGACUCCGUGGGAAGAAACCAAAUGCAAUCAUUGGUCUGCAUGUUAGCUAGUGAAGCUUAUCCCAUUGAUGUUUCGUAUACCAACGAUACAAGAUUCAGGCGAUGGACCUUUCCGACCUACAAUUUUACGCUGGUAGCGAUCUGGUCUCCUCUGUUGGUCAGAACUAGAGAUUCAAAUCCCGGCAAUUUCACCCGCAACAGCAUAAUGAACCUCUAUUUGGAUGAGGCCGAUGACGCGUGGACAUCUCAGAUAGAAAACCUAGAUAUUGUCAUAUUCUCAGCCGGACAGUGGUUUUUUCGACCAUUCAUGUACUAUGAGAAGGGCGAAAUAGUGGGUUGUCAUUUCUGCAAUCAAGAAAACAUUACAGACCUAACAGUUUACUAUGCAUACCAGAUGGCAUACAGAACAAUCUUUACCACCCUCCUAAACCUCCACAACUUUACAGGAUUAGCAUUCCUAAGGACAUUUUCACCACAACAUUUUGAGAACGGAGAUUAUAAUAAUGGAGGGAAUUGUGUGAGAACGAGACCUUUCAUGAAGCAAGAGAUGAGAUUGGACGGGUAUAAGUUACAGAUGUAUUCUACUCAAGUAAAUGAGUUCAAGGCGGCACAGAAAGAAGGAGAAAAGAAAGGAUUGAAGCUUAGGCUCCUGGACACUAGCGAUGCUAUGAUCAUGAGACCAGAUGGACAUCCAAACCAUUAUGGGCAUCCAGCCAGUGACAAUAAAAGCUUCCCAGACUGUGUUCAUUGGUGCAUGCCAGGCCCUGUGGAUACGUGGAACGAGUUCUUGCUAGAAAUGUUAAAGAUGGAAGGAGAAGGCUUUAUUGAGAGAGCACCUCAGAGGAACACCACGAAACUGAACCUCAGAUGAAUUUCGUAUAAGCAUCUCAGAAGAUGCGACGUUUUGAUUUAAAGAUGUAAUUACAGUAUUUUAGAAUUUGUAUCUAGCCCAUAUGUUUAAGCAAGAUUUGAAGUGUGCUUAUAUAAUUACCAUCUACUCCUCA